Messenger RNA from Gongylonema pulchrum, 450 nucleotides. The record is from the annotation of a GenBank genome assembly. NCBI's taxonomy places the organism in Eukaryota, Metazoa, Nematoda, Chromadorea, Rhabditida, Gongylonematidae.
AUGCCACCUGAAGAAGUGGAGUUGAAAAAAGUUCGACGCCUGGAGUACUGCGAAGCAUUUUGCUUGCUUCUAACUCUGCUAGCAUUUGCUGAUGUUUAUUCGCGGAUCGGUGAGUUGGAGCUCAGUUGUUGGAAGGAAGGAAGUGAAAACGGCCGACGAGUGCGCCGAGCAGCAGCACCUCCACCACCAUUCCGAACAAUGCUAAAUGCGUCGAAAAGCGAUGUUUUAAUGAGCUCGUUAUCCAAAAUUAAGGCUAAUGAAAUGUUAGCAAAGUGCUUGGAAAUACAUCAGUACUGUACGGAUCAGGCAGGCACUGAACGAGGGCCACCGGGACCAAUUGGGCCACCCGGACCACCAGGCAAUCCUGGUGUGCCUGGACCACCGGGACGAGAUGGUCUGAUGGGUAUGCCGGGACCACCGGGUCCAGAAGGUGACAUUUUUUUUGUUUAG